Molecule: messenger RNA, 12519 nt
Organism: Cinara cedri
Lineage: Eukaryota; Metazoa; Arthropoda; Insecta; Hemiptera; Aphididae
Source: the annotation of a GenBank genome assembly
UAUAAAAUUAUUUUGACAGAAACGGUCUGCUAACGUGCUCAACCGGAUCGCUCUCGUCAGUCAGUCCACUGUCCGUCGUCUUCCUGCUCGCAACAAGUACCUGCACGAGAUUACGAUAAAAAACAAAAAUAAAUAAUAAAUACGUUUAACGGACGGAAAUUCAAAAAAAAAAAAGAACAAACGCGAAAGAGAAAAAAAAACGUGAGUACACCUAUAAUGCAUACCGUAUAAUAUACAACAUCGUAUCGCAAUCGUAUCAUCUGUCUGCUUUUAUUCAUAAUGGCGCGCGAACACACACGCAUUCUAUAAACUGUGUGUACGACUUGUACGACCGCACCGUAAACUAACUGUAUAAACAACACUGCAUGCGAUUUCGUUGUACCGCGCAAACGCAAAAUGUACAGCCCGUGCGUUUGCAUUUCGGGCGCGCGCUAAACACGCGAUGCGGCGAUUUUUUUUUUUUUUUUUCAUCUUCGGGUCGGAACGUGUUUCCGUUUUCAAAAAAACUCGACGGUAACGCGUAUCGCUUCUUGACCGAAACGAUUAAUGGGCAGCACUCGUACGCUCUUCGGAAAUUUCGUAUCGACUCGGUUGGUGGCAGGAGUAUAAUAUCGCCGUGUUAGCGGCAACUGAUCAAAUUAUAAAAAAUUACUGCACUGAAAUUAGUAGAGAAACCGAAGACCCGAAUUACGGUAUCGCUCCUGUAUCGGUGACACAAUAGUAUUGCAACUCGAAAACCCGGGCUUUAAGGAUUUCACGCGUUUUUUAAAUAUACCCGUUAUAUUGUGUAACGGUCCUAUUGUAUUUUAUCUUUUAUAAUCACAAGAUUGUAAAACAAAAAUUAAAAAAAAAAAAUUAAAAAAUAUAUUAUUUCAAUAAGAGAUAAAGAAUUACCGUGCUGAUUGUGAUUAUUCCUUACUGCAUACGUAACGUGUUGUUCUGUUUAAAAUGAAUUGUUUUCACGCCAAUUUUCUAGAAAUUAAAACGACCAGUACUCAGAAACUAUUGAUCGGAUAUGAAUAUGUGGUGGGCACAUUGACAUUUUUUAAAUAAUAAUUUUUACAAAAUGGUUGUUUUGAUAACUUUGAAAAGUAAAAAAGUAAAAAGUAAUUUUUUUACAGUGAUUAAGGGAUGAAUAAACGUUAUAUUUCUCUAUACGUGUGUCCCACUGACCCGAAACCCGAAUAAAAAAAAAAAAAAUUAUCAAAAACUAAUAGAUUUAUAUAACGUUCAUAUAACACUGUAGGACACUCUGUAUAAGUUUAAAACGAUAUGCAAAUAUUCCGCUGCGGGUCCAGAAAAUUGAAAUCAAUCGUAUUUUGUUAUUUUAAUUACAAACUAUUUUAUUCAAAUCGUUAAUUCAUUAAAUGGACAUUGGAUAUUAUAAUAUUAUUACAUUGUCGUUUCGUAGUAAAAUCAAUAAUUUUAAAUUCCAAGCGGACCUGGGGUUUUCAUCAAAAACACUUUAUGCCGUAGUAAAAUACAUUCAAUGAAUUUGGUGCAUCUAUAAUUAGUUACAGGAACUAAUUACAGGGAUAAAACAUAGAACGCGGCUGAUAUUUUGGAAGGGACAUAAUUUGUAAUGCGUUUUUAAUGAAUACUCACCAUAAGAAAAAAUGAUCAUAAAAUUUCAAUUAAAUAAUCUGCUCUGUAAAACAUUUUUAAUGUAAUAAUUUUCGCGUUGAAACUUGAACACAAUAAUAUAAUAAUACUCUUGCGCUAAAUAUUAUUGAACGAGAUAAUAUUGGCCUAAAACAGAAUCACCGUCCUGUUUUUUUUCUUUUCAAAUUAGUAUCGAAAAUAAUUAUUCGCCGCACUUUCAAACAGACCCCUAACCUGCUACAACAGUAUAAAACGCUAACCGUUUUUAUGUAAAAUAACAAUAAUUUUCAUUUUUUUUUCCGCUUAUAUCCAUCCCGGUCGGUAAACCUUUAGCAGCCAAUUUGAUUACGAGCUAGUCUUUAUAAAAAUCGUUACAAAAUAAAAUAGUUUCAAAAUGUAUCCCUAGAAAUGUGUUUGUUUAAUCGAACUAAUAACGUUCAUCAUUUGUUUCGUUUAGUUUGAAAUGGUUUAAUCGGCGUAAAUUGUAUCGCUAAGAGUGCGUUGACACACGCGUGUGCUGUCUCCGUCUCACAACCGAGCGACAUAGCAAAUUUUCGUUCAACGGGGACAGUGCUGUCGGUUUUAAUAUUACAGUUAAUCGAUCUAUUGUAAAAUUUAAAUACAAGAAAAUUAUCUUUGCCGCGUCCGUUUUUUUUUUUUUUUUUUUUUUUCGUAAUUUUAAUUUUUAAUCGAGAUAUAUGCAUUUGUGAUAUUUCACACAUUCGAAUCCCGCUCGAAAAUUAAAAUUAAGAAAAAUAAACGACAACGCGACACAGAUUCGUUCUAAUAUUAAAACCAACAGCGCAUAGUUGUAUUUGCUGAACGAAAAUGUAUAGUGUCGCGCGGUCGUGUUAGUCGGUGGCAAUGCGUGCGGGUAUAACCUACUCUUAAUGAAACAGAUACGUCAACAAGCAUUGUCGGUGUGUUAACAUAAUAUUGUAAUCAAACAGUCUUUCUCGAAUUGUUUUAUCACUUUCUCUAUAAUAACGUAAAUCUAUAACAGCUAUAUAAUAAUGUAAACAUGACCGCAACCUUGAGGCGACGACCGUAAUAUAUGAUACGAUUUUCAAAAGGAAACCGAGUAAACCAAUCAAACCAUCAAUACGAUUUUCUACAAUAAUAAUAUAUUUGCAACAACAAUUAAUACAGGUGUAAUACUGUCGCAUGCAUCGCUUGUUGGUUCUAAACCACAUUCUUAUAGGUACCUGCAACUCUCACUGCAACACCGCGCGUCAUUGAUUUUUAAAAUCGUUUCCUCUUUUCUUCGAGUUACCAUUAAGUAUAGGUAGGCAUGUAGUAUUACUGUAUUAGGUACUUAACCGUGUGUUUAAAAAUUAUUGGUAAUAGUAUUUCGUUGCGUAAUCUGUAAACGGAUACGAGGCGUUAAGUAUAUUUUCGUAUUUUCACGAAUGUGAUUUGUGGGUAGUCGUCGCACGAUUGAAAUCUCUCUACAUUACAGUUACCGCCUAGCCGUAAGUGCGCGGGGACUAUAAAUGUCACACAUACUAGUGCAUUGUAUGUAUGUAGUGUACUCGUGUAUACAUUCUCAAAGUUUAAUUAGCUCGUACUGAAAACUAUUAUAAGAAAUAAAUCCAUUCUUCCCUGGAAUCGAAAACACAAUGGAAGUUUUUAUAUAUCUCGGGCGCGAACGUGAUUCACAAGACCGAAUCCCGCAGGAGCCGAAUUUCAUACGGCCGACACGAUACAGAGCCGAAUUCAAAAUUGACCGAAAAUUCUAUAAACUACCUAUGUUGAUUUAACAGGAUUACAAAAUCAUCAAAAUUAAAACACUCUUCUUGCUCUCGAAAUUAUUUUUCCCGUUAUUUCUACAUGCACAGACAAAAAGUAAUAUUGCAAUAUUGUGUUACAGCGUAUUUCACGAAUAAUUUGCGACGGUUUCACCCGAGUUAACUUUUCGUUUAUACUUACAAUGACCGUUUCCACAAUCAGGCGGUUUGUCCGCCACGUGGUUAUGAUUAGAAACUUUUCCUCAGAUCUCAUAUGUUUCUCAUUUGUAUACGAAUUGUAACCGUUCGGAGCGUUACAAUCGUCAGAAUCACUAUUUUUCUUCUUUUUUGCGAAUACGUAUUACACGUUCCUUAACUACUGUACAUCGGCAGAGCUUCGUAGAAUAUUUUUCCAAAUCAAAAUACUACAACUGUACAUAUUAUGCGCUUACUAUGUAUGUGCUUACCAAUCGGCCGAAAACACAUAACGCGCGUUAUUCUAUUGAUUUUCGUUCCAUAACAUAUUAUUAUAGCCGACGUUCUCUUUUUUCAAAGCGCCCGCUAAACUUAUAGUCAAUUAAUUUUACACAUUUGGUUUUUUUCUUUCUUCGUUUCUACAGACCGCCGAUGUACGUCAACAACACGCGUUAACCCGUACGUACACUCGGGGUGUUGAUUGAUUGUUGUGCGCGCCUGUACUUAUUAUCUAUUGCCGCGCUCGUGAGUACCUAAUUGAGUAGUUCGUAUAUUUAUUCGAAGGUUACAAAACACCGUCGUCGCAUCAUCGGACGCAUCCUAUAGGUAUAUACCUACACGAAUGUACCGCGGCUAUAGAUCGUGACUAUAUUAUGGAAUCGAUGUCAAUUAUUAUACAACAGUUUUCUCAUGCCCCGACGAUGACCCACUAAAUACGACGGGGGGAAAAAAAAAAAAAAUCGCUCAUCCAGUGAAAUUCGACGAGUCGUUGUUCGUUAAUAGAUGAUCGGCUUGCGGGACGGUCGCGUGUGACGUGAUGACAGAACGGAAUUAAAUUAAUUGUACGACGCGUCAUGUUCGAAAGGGUAAUUAAUCAGUUUUAAAUUCUUUGGCAAGCACACGGUAUAAGAGCGUGUAUUAUAACGAACUUGUGGCGGCCUUGUCGAUCCGCGGUGAUUUCAUCACUGAUUCGCGGCAAUAACAACGCAUAACACGAGAAAUGUUCGUUUUGUAUAGCAAUAUAAUUGUACGACAGAGAAAGCACUGAUAAAUACAUUAUACAUUUGUCGGAAUUAGCAAGGGGGAGAAAAAAAAAACACUUCUUGAAGAUGAAACGUUUUAGAUAUCGUUUGCGUUCAGUGUACACGCGUUAUUGUUAUACGAUAUAGUUUAUCAAUAGAUACACGCGCGGAAAUCUCUUAAAUCGCGUACCUAUCGCAUAACAUCAUAACAAUUUGAAAAAUGUCCAUCAGUUGUUGUUUGAUCGAGUAAUUUUAUUUAAAAUAUAUUAGUAUAGGUAGAUAGUUCCUAAGAGGGUCCGACUCAGACGGGUUCCGACAUGCGACAGUAAAUAUGAUGGCGAUAAAAUUAAAACUCAUCGUUAUAUAAAUUCGAUUUUCGUUGUUUUUUGUUUUGAUUCAAUGAGAAAUUUGUUGGUUUUAUAAUACGGUGUGCGGUUUUUUUUUGUGUCUGAAAAACUUUUCUACCAGAAAUCUUACUACGAUUUUCAAGUAAAUAAUCUUAUUUCCUGAAAGCCAUUUGUGUCUUAUUGGCGCAUUGAAGAGGUCGUUUUUUUAAUUUCCUUAAAAUUGGGAAAACUGAUGGGAAAAAACAUUGGAAAAACGGAAAAAUUUAAGAUAAUAAUGAUUUUACUAUUUUCGAUUUAGUUUUAGAUUCUGAGAGCAGUAAGGAUGUAUUGGUCUACUGGUUUUACUAUGAUGUAUGUAUUUUUUUCUGGCUGUUAAUGAUUUGAAAAUCGUAAAAAUUACGGUAUUUCGAAACGUGUUUAACGAAUGUUUUUUUUUGUAAUUCAGUUGAAAAUAAUCGUACACAAUUACAAUUUUCACAGUACACUUAUAUAUUAGAUUUUUCUGGACGUAAAUUUUCAAAACAUUUUUUUAUUUUUUUUAUAAACUUUACAAUCACAAGCGUCCACGUAUGCACGCGCCAAACAACUUUAUAAUAUAUAUAUAUAUAUAUUCAUAUACGUAUGUAAGUAUAACAUUCUCAUUGUUGUCUGUUUUUCAUCGUGAUAACGUCGUAUGUAUAAUAUUAUAUAUUAUUAUAUGAUCUCGCGACGUAUAUUAUGUUGCCGUCAAAUCUCGUUUGUCACCGUAAUAAUAAUAUAUUUACUAUUGUAUACAUAUAUAGCGGUUUAUUAUUCUUGAUAAUUUCUCAUAAUAAUGUGGUGUUCGUGGUGUGCACGAUAAUAAUAAUAGUAAUAUGAAUACUGGCGAAAUAAGAUUCUAUAUAACCAGAAAUCGGCGUUUAGAAUACAAAUUACAUAAUAUUAUUCUAUAUCAUUCGCCUCGUCGUAUGUCUUUAUAUACGUAGAUAGUGAAACUGCGCAGUUCACAUUUUCUUAAACAAAUUCUAGGAAAACGUGACUAUAAAAAGGAAAAAAAAUACGUUCCGGAGAAGUAGGUAUACGAAAAAACAUGUUUCGAAUUAUGUACGUAUGAUAAUACCAACCAUACUACUAUAAAUAAUACCGAAAUUAUUAUAGUUAUGUUUUAUACGUUUCUGAAUGAAAAUAAAAUUCGGGUUACAAUACUAUAAGUUACCAUAUAGGACCGGGCUUUAGAACCGGGCUUAAAACCGCAGUAAUUCUAGAACAUGCAAUUCAUCGUUAGGACAAAAUUAAACAUGCUGACAUCUAGAAAACUCACGAGCCACGGGCAUAUUUUAUUCGAUAAACUAUAUAAGUAAGUAGGCAUCUAUCUCCGUAUACGUCGUGCUCGGUUCCUGUAAUGUUCGAAAGGUUCACAUAAAUUAUAAGCAUAAUAAUAUAGUUAUAUAUUUUCGUACCGCGUAUUCCGACAAAUGUAUGCAAAUUUUUUGAAUAUUUUUACCCUAAACAGUAUACAUAAUGCAAUAUUAUUAUACAGCAGCUGGGUGCACAAAAUUAUAUAUUAUUAUAAACGUGAUCCGACCGUAUAAUUUGUAUGCGAUUAUAAUAUUCGUCGGAUAAAUUGCAACAAAAACGUGGCGUUGGCGUGUGCCAACAGAUAUAAUAAGUGCAUCGUUAGAAAUAUUUUCCAACCGAAACCCGUCAGCCCGGAGUCGGCAUAUUAUUAUAUUAUUAUGUCAACCCGCGGAAAUUUCACGGUAAAUAAUCGUAAAAAAAUGCAAAAAACAAAAAUAAAAAAAAAACCUAUAAAUCCGUAAAAUUCAAUGAUUACACGUUAUUAUAUUAAAAUAUUACGCACGGUAACGUGUAUAUACACACGUGUAUCUUGACACAUGUAUUAUACUACUAUGUUUCAUAAAUACAUACAUGCAGUUUUACUGUACAAAUAAGUGUUAUCGUUGUAUUGUUAAGACUUAUAAAGAGGCAAAAUUAACCUGACUUCGUUGGGACUCACACUCACAAUAUCUGAGCGGUGAGAGGUCGCGCAGUCCAAAGAGUCGAUUUCUUUAUUUUGUCCGUAGUCAUAAUUCUAACUGUCUGGUUACUAUUACUAUCCUGCUGUCGUCGACACGCUGUGAUUAUUUUCACAUUUGUAAUGAGGAGCUUGACCGCCCCUUAAAUUUCACCUAUAUGUAAUGCAAUAUAACAUGUAUUCUUCUUCCAGUCGUCUUCAACCGUUUAAUCCGUUCACCGCGGUUCCUUGCGCGUUUAAGCUCUAUAAAUAUACUUAUUAAUGUUUGAUCACGAUUUGUUUUGUGUACACCACCAUCCUCGAUCUUUCUCUUCCGAUAUGACCGACCGCAUCGCCUUCUACACGGCGCAUUACGUUCGGGUGCCACGACUAAGCGGACGCUCCACAUCGUUCUGUCCCUUCUGACUCCCUAUGGCCUAUGGCAAUAUGUUCGUUUUUCCAUCAUUCUUCGUCCGUUCUAAUUCCUGUGCAUUUGAUUGUACAUACUGUAAUACUGCGUAGCGGUCAUAAUAGCGUAACGGUUUUUUACAGUACCUGCAGCAUGAAGACUUUGACGGUAUUCUGCGCGGCGGCAGUCGUGCUUUUACACACGCUGUACGUCUCGGCGGCCGGCGGUGACCGUCCGCAGCAGCAGCUCCCGCUGUUCUUCCAGGCCGGUCGGCCGUUCAACGCGCCCGGCGCACCCCUGCCCAAGUUCGUAGGCAUCGCGGGCAACCAGCAGCCGCAGGCGUUCCGCUCGUUGCCGCCGCAGGUGGACGAGGAACAGGACGACGACGAACAGCAGCACAACGAAGACGAACCGCACCAACGCAACGUGCUCGCCCCUACCCCGCUGCCGUUCAGACCGCAGCCGACGCAACAGGUGAGACGAAGACGAUUUUAAUUUUUUUUUUUUUUUUUUUUAAAUUUUAAUUUUCCUGUAUACAAGUUUCCGUCGACGUCACGUCGUCGGUCCGUCGUGCAUUUCCAGUCGAUCGUGACCGGCACAUUAUUGUUUGCCUGUCGGUCAUACCCGCCAUAUACCGCGGUUACGCACUCCGAUAGUCACCGGCUAAUACGUCAUCGUAGGUUAUUAACGGCGACGGCCUCGCGUCGGUUAUACUAUUUCGUUUCGGUUAGGUUUGUUUCCCCGGGUAAACCGCUUCGCCGUAAUACGCGUGUUGUACAACGCAGCGUGCCUGCGCAAUCGAGGCUCGUUAUUGAUGGCGCGUAAUGAAUGGGCUCCGCGUCGUCCGCCGCGGACCGACGACGGACGACGCGAACGGAACGGGAAAACGAACCGCGCGCGGCCCGCCCCGUUAAUAAUGUUCCCGCGACGCCGCCGCCCGGGCCCGUCGGUUUCAAAACGCGUCAUGACCCGCGAGUUCGACACCAGACACAUGACCGGCGGCAACGGUUUCGCAACGGCAGGCGCACCAGGGCCGCGGCGCGCGCGUUGAUAAUCGCCAUCGGUUGGCCCGACGCGUCACUCGCGGGCCGGCAGAUUCGUCCGUCCGGUAUGUUCCCGUUGACGGGGAUCGUGUGCGGCAGGAAACGAUUUUCGACCAGGCCAGUUCCACCGAAAACGACUGAAUCGAAUACAACAACCGUAGUGCUGAGGUGAAAACGAAUUGCCGUCGCCAUCGAAGUUUACGUGAAACGCCGGCCGUGCCGACGUCCCAUUUGAUAUUGAAAUAUUGAACGACAGUCCUCUGGGAAUGUUUUAGAUUCUGAACGAAACGAGAAAUGUAUUGAUUUUACGAUUUUGUUGUUUGUGCGUGUCUGUAAACAACUUGUCUACCAGAAAUCUUAUUCCAGUCAAAAACUUUAUAGGAACUAAUUUGUUUGUAGCCGUUUUCGUCUAUAGUCGGUGCCAUUUUUUACUUUCCUCGUAAUUUUUUCGAUAAGUGGCGAUAAAUUGUUUGUGCAAUUUCCGUUCAUCUCUGGGUCGCAACGAGAAAAAAAAAACACGGCUAAUAACGUUCUUCUCAGAAUCGUUUCCCCCCCCCUCCCCCGUUAUUAUUAACGGUUUAUCGUUGAUGACAGAUACAAAUUAAAUACAUACGUAUACAUCCUCCCUUCCGAAUUCCUUCAUUAAUAACAACGGUCCGACCAAUACCGGGCCUUUUUCUCGUCGACGGCGUCCUUUUAUUAACGAACGUUAUUAUUAUAUUUAUCAGUUCAAUCAGUUCCGCGCGUCUCCGUCACCGUCCCCGCAAACCUUGCAGCCGAUCCGCAUCAACAGACCGACCGCCGAAACGCCGAACAGACGACCACCGCCUCCGCCACCGUCCCAAUACAAAUCGCUGGCCAGCCAACCUUUGUCGGUAAGUAACAUCGCCGAGUGUAUGAUUUCUUUUAAAUUUUUUCAUCACAAUCCACGUUAUUGCACGUUAUAACCGUGCCGGCGGCGUGUCGUGGUAAAAAAAAAUAAAAAUAAAGGGGGCGAGAAAACAACACCGUCUCGGAUAAUUACACGUAUUCGUACGCGUGUUGUUGUACAACGACAAUACGGCACGAUAUGGGUCGUGUAGGUUAGGUCGGGCAUUCAACCCGGGCUCGUGUUAGACUUUGGUUUUUAUUUUUACGAGCGUUUUCCAGACAAUUUCUACACAUUUUCCGUACACGGCGAUAAACCGUAUGACAAUAAGACAUUUCUGAAAAAUGAUGUGUGCGAAAACAAACGAAAACAAAUAAACGCGCAUUUUAAAAUAGUUGAUAAGAUUAAUUUUAAACACGGUGCAGACACGCGAAUUUUUUCAAUCGUCACUUUUCGUUACUAAUAUUAAACUGAAUUCGUAAGUACCUGUAUAAUAACACAGCGAAACGCCGAAGUCGUUAUAGUUAUAUAAUACAUCAAUGCGAUGAGUGGUUUUCUAAAGCGAGUCGCGGAGACUACAAACGAUAAUAAAUUUCGUAAUUCGCAUUCUGAUAAACGAUUAGCUAAUAUAGUUUGAUUUUUUCAUACAGUUUUUUUUCAAAAAUUAUAUGUUUCCGCGUUGAUUUCUAGAAUUUUUUUUUUUUUAAGAACCGGUUAUGUAAAGCGGUUGACAUUCGGCAUAAGAUGUUAUAUUAUAUUCCCAUAACUAUGUUAUGUUACCUAAAAAUCGUUCUGUUAACGAAAAAAAAAAAUGAUUUUAUAUAUUAUUCAGUAUCAGUGUCCGAAUGUGGAAAAUAAUUAAUUUAGUAGGAUCUCAUACUAUAGAAAAAACCCAACGGAGAAUUUUGUUUGUGUGUUUGGUAAUCGUUUAGAUCCAUAAGAGCGCUAAGAGUUUUUUGCAGUGAUUAUGUCGGUUUUUUUUUUUAAUUAGCUCAAUAGUUAUAUAGUUAUGAUUACUUAAAAAUAACACUAUACCAUAACUCUUGAUAUCAUGUGCAAAUAACUCGUCUCAAAAAACUACGAACUAUGAUUUGCUUUGUAAAAUGUGUUUGCACAGAACUAUACAAUAACAUAGUGCAUACAAGAAAUGCCGACAAAUUCAUUUGAUAUCGUAUUCGCUCCCAAUAUCGUAAAAUAUAUUCAAUUAGACGAAAUCGAAAAUUUCCUAUUUGAACUUUUAAUUAAUUAAUUUUAAAUUUCCUAUUUUAAAUUUGUCCUAUUUGACAUUGGUCGAAAUGGCUGAAAUGAGUUUUGCAACUGAAAACUAAGAAUUAGGCUGGCUCGGCAAGGAAUGCCGCGGAAUGUGCAGUGAUAGAUCCGGAUCUUCAUUUUCGGGGGGGAAGCAAAACCAUGUGCGCCAAUGAAAAUUGAUACUUAUUAUUUUACCGCAAUAUAAGAAGAAAUAAAACUAUACUACGGUAUUUUUGGCCGGCGGGGGGUGGGGCGAAUUACCAUAUUACCUCCCUGCCAGAGCAUGCAACCCCCUAUGUACGCGUGUGUAUAAAUCGCAUAUUCGGGUUAUGUUGGUACUCAAUAAUUAUUAUUUAAUUUCAUUGUUUCAAUAAAACGGCGUCGAGAAUAGGCAAUUCUGGUGUUGUUAUGUGUUGAACGUUCCAAUAAAAUAUACCGUUUCACGUAUAAUUUGUGUGGAAAUUACGUUUUGUUGCACAGGAAGAAGCUCAGGAGUUAGAAGAAGAAAAAGAAGAAGAACCCGACCGUCUUACCCAACUGUUGCCCCAAUCGAAAUUCACGUGCGGCGACAAAAAAACCGGUUAUUACGCUGACGAGGGUCUGGACUGCGAAGUGUUCCAUUACUGUCAGGACAGCGCCAAACACUCUUGGAUUUGUCCGGAAGGUUUUGUUUUCCACCAGGUCAGUGCAGCGGAUGGUCGCAUUAAUAAUAUUAUUUUUCAAGGCGUGUAAAAACUCCAAACUUGGCCAAUUAUUUUAUAUUCCGUUUUUCGUGUGCAGGUGCAUUUGAUCUGUAUGCCGCCCAGCAGCGAAAACAUUUGCAAACAAUCGACGCAGUACCACUUCGUCAACGACUUUCUGUACAGACCACUCAACACGCAGGAGUUUAAUUCAAGGCCCAACGUAACGAUACGGUACGGCGACAGGUACUACCCGGGCAGCAGUUUCGAGGCCGAAGAAGAAUACGGCGAGGAAGACGCGCCGCAGCCGCAGCAAAGGCCGCAGCAGCAGUUCAGACAACAGCCACAACCGGUCCUUAGACAACGGAUCCAACAACAGCAGCAACCGCAAGCCACGCAACAACAUUCGCUGUCCACGCCCCGUCCGGCGCUUUUACAGCAACAACAACAACAACAACAACAACAACAGUUUGCCAGACAACCGUCGCCGUCCCCCAAUCAGGUGUUCCAUUCGUCCGAAGAGGUGAACAUUCCAUUGCAACAGAGGCGGCCGGUCGUAUUGCAGGCGCAAAGACCCAACUUCCAGUUGCAACAGGCGCAGCAACAGCAACAGCAGCAGCAGCAGCAACAACAACAACAACAACAACAACAGAACGAAUUCGACUUUAGGAGAAAGUAGAUAACGGACAUUUUCGUCAGUGACUAAAAGGGUCUCAUAAUUGACCGACAACAAAAUAAUUAUGACAAAUAGUAUUUAUCAUUUUUUUUUAUUUUUUUUUCAAAGACAUUAGAGUAAUCGUCACUCUGUUGUGUAUAUAUUAUUAUUAUUAUUAUUAUUUUUUAUUUUUUUUAAAAAAGUAUUUUCUUACGACUAUACGAAAUUUAAAUAUUAAAUGAAACAUUUGUAUACGAAGUUAUUAGAAUUAAUAUAAUAUUGUCGUUACAUAAUAUUACUCUCCCUAUUUCGAGAACACGCGAUGAUUCAAUUAAAUUUCCAACCUCGGAAAAUCCAAUCACAAAACCGAAAUAUCCUCUCUUUUUCAGCCCUAUCACCCACUUAAUAUUCUAGCACCCGUAAUCAUAGUUAACCGUUAUUUACAACUUUCUAGCCCGUGAAAACCCCAAUAACUGAUUAUAUUAAUAACAGUUUUUGUUUUUUUUUUAUCUUUCGUGCCACUAAGAUAUCCAACUCUAAUAAAUCAACUAACUACAAAAAAAAGUUUUCGAUUUUUGUUCCCAAAAUAACAAAAACCCUGUGUCCGCCAACCUUUAGGGGUUCGAUUUCGUAAAUCCGGCAUCGAGGUGCACAACACCUUGAUUGGUCAAAAUAUCUUCAGAAAAACAUAUCUCCUAGACGAAAUAUUAUAUCCUAAAAAAAUUAU